AUAUUUAUGGAGAAAAGUACAAUCUACUCAACCUGAUUAUGUAACUCUAACCUUAAAUUUUGAUUGGAUUACGUUGGUUCAAAUGUUACCAUAAUACUAUCCCCUUAUACGAGCAAGGAGAGGACCAGUGCGGCACACAGAGGGGAGCCAAAGAAAGAUGGAGGUUGCUGCCGUGGCCAUGCAGAUGAAAGGAGGCGGCAAAACAAUGGAAAUAAGAUGGGCAAGCAGAAGGAUAUCGAAAUUGAAAUCGACAAGAAUUCCCGUUUACAUUUCCGCUAGCCCGUCCCACAUAAACACCCAGCAGCUGAGAGAGCUCUACAGCGCCUGUAAUUACUCUUGUCAUCGAUUCCCGGAGAUAGACCAUAGCGGAAUUGUGGUUGAAGCAGUUGAUUUGAAGAAGCUUUCCGUUGCUCUCUCCCACAGCUCAGUUCUCGUCUCUGUCUUCUGCAAUCCGCGGGAUGUUGUUGAGAAUAAUCAGCAACAACUGAGACAAGAAGAACAAGAACAAGAACAAGACCCUACUCCUCCUCUGAUGGGUUUGGGAAAUUUGUUGCAGAGACUGAUGCCCAAGCCUCUGUCUCUGCCUAAGGUCUCUCCUUCCAACGGUCAACUGGUGGGCUUUGGCCGCGCGGUUUCUGAUUUCGGACUGACUGCUUCCAUCUACGAUGUCAUGGUUAUACCUUCAUUAAGGAGAAUGGGAAUCGGGAAGAUGAUAGUUAAAAGAAUUAUAAGAAUGCUCACAAACAGAGACAUUUAUGAUAUUGGAGCCCUUUGCUCUGCCAAUGAGAGGUUAUUCUUCAAAGCAUGUGGAUUUGGGGAUGACAUAUUGGGUUCCACCACAAUGAUGUAUGCCAGGGCUGUUUCAACUUAUCCCGAAGGUGAUCAGAUGGUUAAAUCUGCAGGUCGAAGACUUCUACUCGUUCCACCGAUCAGAAAGCCCUUUGAACCUUAGAAGAGUGUCAAAUUGUAGAGUUCAGUGCAAGUGCUAAUAUUAGUAGAACAGGAGAGAAAGCAGAGUGUGAAUAUUAAACUUACGGCUGUGGAAACAAUAUCUAAGAAUGGAAGUGAAAAAGGGAACAGCAAACAAGGGGUUGGACUUUUUAGGUGAUUAUCAUUGGCUCCCUUCGUAAUGAAAUAACAUUUUAUCCUUUUAUUUAUUUAAGUAGUUUUUAAAAAUGAGUUUUGCACUUUUGUCUAUACUUAUUAUUGUUCAUACUUCUGAUUUAGGAUUUCUUAAUAAUAAAUUUAAAUAUGAGGCUAGUUGAAUUUAAA
Jatropha curcas is the source of this 1272-nucleotide messenger RNA. Its product is annotated as Acyl-CoA N-acyltransferases (NAT) superfamily protein. The record is from RefSeq and is a predicted model, not a curated record. NCBI's taxonomy places the organism in Eukaryota, Viridiplantae, Streptophyta, Magnoliopsida, Malpighiales, Euphorbiaceae. Gene Ontology annotation, molecular function: N-acetyltransferase activity.